Messenger RNA from Patiria miniata (bat star), 3749 nucleotides. RefSeq lists its product as uncharacterized. The record is from RefSeq and is a predicted model, not a curated record. The coding region runs from base 82 to 2559 and encodes 825 amino acids. Lineage: Eukaryota; Metazoa; Echinodermata; Asteroidea; Valvatida; Asterinidae. The transcript has 10 exons.
UUUUGUUUUCAGAAUAUUGUGAUAGGAGCAGCUUUUAUUGAGCUAUGAGAGGGAUCUAAAAUAAACCUGGAAAGCCUGAAAAUGAAGAGUUUACUCAUAACCCCAAUCCGUUGCAAUCUAUUAAGAAGUUUGAGUUGCGCACUAUUAACUGGAAGGUUUUUCAACAGUUUCAGUUUGUUGGUGAAUUCACAUAGCAAACCAGCUUGCCAAAAGGCGUUACGGUGUGUAGUUGUACUUGUAGGCAAGCAUGCUUCACUUCAUAUGACGGCUUUCCAGUCUGCCUACAAAUUGAGAGAGCAUCUGAAAGACUGCUACCAAGUGUUGAACGUUGAUCCAGAAAGCACCAGCAUCCCGGAAGCGAAGGAAGCCUUCCUCAAGCUAGCCAAGGAAUAUCACCCAGAUACUAAAUCGCCAACCGCUGAUGUGCGAAAGUUUAAUCAGGUCCAGGAAGCCUAUCAAGCAGUACGAGCAGAUCUCGAAACGAGAAACGAAGAUGCGAUGGGAGAGGAUAGUGUGAGAGACAGGGGGUUGGACUUUGACAUUGAGCACACUGCUCCCCAACACCGCCAGUACUUGGAGUUCGAAGGCAUCGGAGCGGGGACCCCUUCCCAGCGACAUAAGCACUACCAGAAGUUCCGGGUCCAGCGAGCCAUGAAUUCAGUCUCCGAGCAUCGAGUUGAAAGGAUUUUACUAGACAAGGAGGGUUCAGCUUUAGUCAACCUGGACAAGAAGGCUGCCAAACAGAUCAAGACCACCAACGUCAUCGAUAGACUGGUUGAGGAUCUCAUCAAAGAUGCCAUGAACAAGGGGGAGUUUGAGAAUCUGCCCAACAAGGGGAAACCUCUCCCGGACAAGACACGGAUGUGCCCCUACUGGGACAUCAGUGACCACAACCUGAACCAAGUGCUGGUCAAUAAUGGCUAUGCUCCGGAGUGGAUCCAGGCCGAGCGGGAGAUCAGAUCGGAGCUCCUGGACAUGAAAGACAACCUCCUGAAGGCCAGGCUUAAGCUAGGCCCCGAACCUCUGAACGACUUCAACCAAAGCAAGUGGCAGGACCUCUUGGAGACCUUCAAAGAGAGAAUCAAGUCCCUGAACAAGAAGGUUGAGCGAAGGAAUCUGAUUGUGCCAGUCCUCCGACUCCAGAUGGUGCAUUUCCAGCCGCAGAGAGAGAUUGACAAAGUCCUAAAGGAAUAUGACGAUCUAGAAGGGACUAGGAUCAAGAUGCAGGAUGAAAGACUGAGAGAGAAUCAACAAGCUGAGAGAUUUAUGAAACUGGAUGGCCAAUUCUUUGGCAAGAUUGGGGACAAAAUUUUCCAGAAACUUUUCUUCUCUGACAAAGAGAGGAUAUUGAGGAAACGAAAAUUUAAGAAGCGUGGAUAUUUUUCAAUCGAGAAUCCAUAUACAUCUAAUAUUCAAUCACAAGAAAAUGAAGUUGGGUGUACCGCGCGCCCCGCCCCCAUUUUGGGUUUCUCUGUUCUUGAUUCAUGCCGCCCUCUAUCGGUAAAGAAAAAUCUAGAAAAAUCGAGAUUCAAUACAUGCAAUAUGGCGGACUCCAGCGAGGAACGAUUUGACGGCAUGCUGAUGGCGAUGGCCCAGCAACAUCAAGGGGGCGUACAAGAGCUUAUCACCACAUUUUUCUCCUUCUUGAGAAGGAAGACUGACUUUUACCAUGGUGCACAAAAAGGACAAGCUGAAAAGCACGUCAUCGAAGCCUUCAAGAAGCAACAGGCUAUGGCGAUGGAGGAGAAACGCAAGCGAGACGAGGAGUCGGCCGCAGCCAGGAAGGCCAAGGAGGAACGAGAGGCUAAGAAACGGGCAGAGGAGGAAGCCAAGAGGAAAACAGCUGAAGAUGAGCCCAAGAUACGGGAGAUAACAGAUGAGGAGGCUACCAGGCUGCAGGAAGAAAUUAAGAAUGAAGGAGCUGCAGAGACCAAUGGAACUGCUAAAGAGACAGAUGAGAAAACUGCAGAAAAGGAGAAAUCUUCUGAAAAAAAGGAUGAAAGUGAUGAAGAAGAGGACGAGAAAGACAAAAACAAACUCAAACCCAACGAGGGCAACGGCGGGGACUACCCACACUACAGAUUCACUCAGACACUCAGCGAACUGGAGGUCCACAUUCCGUUUGAAGUGCCUUUCCCGAUCAAGGGCAAAGACCUGAUCGUGGAAAUUGACCGGAAGCGGUUAAAGGUCGCCCUGAAGGGUCAGCCACCGGUCCUGGAGGGCCAAACGUUCAACGAGAUAAAAGUGGAGGAGUGCAACUGGGUCAUCGAGGACAAGAAGCGGGUGGUCCUCUUUCUUGAGAAGAUAAACAAGAUGGAGUGGUGGAGUCGAGUGAUUCUCACUGACCAAGAAAUCAACACGAAGAAGGUCAACCCAGAAAACUCAAAGUUAUCUGACCUGGAUGGGGAGACAAGGGGGAUGGUGGAGAAGAUGAUGUUUGACCAGAGACAGAAGCAGAUGGGACUGCCCACCUCGGAUGAACAGAAGAAACAGGAGAUGCUUCAAAAGUUCAUGAAGCAACACCCUGAAAUGGAUUUCUCCAACGCAAAGAUCAACUAGAUAUGGGAACAAACACGCUAUUGACUGAUGUCAGGAAAUUACAGGAAAUAUAUCAGCCUUUUUGUAUAUAAUAUCAUGUUACUUGAAAUACACAGUUUAAAUUAUUAAUGCACUUUUAUGCUUUGCUGCAAUACGCAUUGCAUGUAUUUCUGGGGUUUUUUGGUUUCUAAAUUUUUUCAGUUCAAUACCAUUACCAGUUGAUAUAUUCAAAGGGAAAAAAGUUCCUCAAUUCAUACAAUGGCUUAGCACUGAGAGGCUGUGUUUCAGUACUACUGCUGGGCGAGUACCUGGAGUACUCAUGAGUAGUUUAUGCUACUCAUUCUACUUGUGAGUUUUUCAUCUACUCGAGUACUCGCCAUGGCAUGAGCAGAAGCAUGUACUUGCGAGUAGCUAUUUUUUUUUUUAAGGAGUAUGAUUGACCAAGUCAACAAGAAAUGACUCGGUGCGAAUGUGCGGUGACUUGCAUGCAAUUUGCUUGUUACUUUGGAAGAAUUCACAUCGUAAUAACUUGCAAAUGUCAUUUUUCUGCUUUUUUGGGAAUUCAGUUAACUACUCAUGAGCAAUCGACUACUCACGAGUAAUUUGUCUUUGGGUACUCUGUUAAUAAUAAAUAAUAAUACCGGAGUCUUAUAUAGCGCACGUAUCUACCUACAAUUAGGUACUCAAGGCGCUGGAAAUUAUGUCUGUUAUUCAAGACAAGAAAUGAAGUUGAUGAGAAAUAUGAGACCCAUUAUGUAGCACCUUAUAAGUGUUGAAACAUCGCAAUGAAAACGAGAGGAACAUUUACAAAAUAUGUCUUUUUGUAUUUAAUUUUAUAUUACUUUAAAAACUGAAAACUAUGACGCGAGAAUUGUACCUUGUACGUCUACCUUAUUACACAGUUUAAUGCCCUUUCAUGCUAUGCUGCAAUACACAGUGUUUCUAAUUUUUUAAUUGUUAUUUUUUUCACUUUUUUGUGGUGAUUGGAAAUACGAUGCCAUUACCAGUUGAUGUAUGUAGAUUCAGGUGAGGGAUAUGGCUUAAUCAUUUACACUAUAAACAUAAGAUAAUUAUAAAUUUGAUAAACAAAAAUGAAACCAAUAAUUUUUCAUCUGAUUUCUUUCUUCAACUCUGUCUAGGAGUGACAAUAAACGUGGCCAUAAUAAUGAUGUAAACCUGUGGAAUAAAAUUAAUGCAAGAAUAAAACUUGA